Molecule: messenger RNA, 5684 nt
Organism: Lethenteron reissneri (Far Eastern brook lamprey)
Lineage: Eukaryota; Metazoa; Chordata; Hyperoartia; Petromyzontiformes; Petromyzontidae
Gene: TDRD7
Product: tudor domain containing 7
Source: RefSeq, a predicted model, not a curated record
CUCGUGUUCAUACUCGUUGGGUCUCUCCUUAAAGUCACGUAGCUAUACAAUAUAAAGUUAAUUAAAUCACGACGUUUCGGGCGCAACACCAGCGUCCGUCAUCAGGCCUCGCUCGCAAGCACUGCGCCACUGGAGAUUCCCCAUCCCCCAUAACAAUGUACCCGAGUUGUUAUAGUGAAUAUCUUAAUUAAUCAGUAAACGUGUUUAUAUAAAUCUCUUGUCUAUUACAACUUUAGCGGUGCUGUUUGUUGCCGGCCGCUUGCGUUCAGCCACCUGUGGCGUUAAAUAAUUCCCGUCGGUUCUACUUGUAAACAAUUUUACCGACUUGUAAACCCAUCGACACAAACUCCAAAUUGUAGCUCCUUAACCCGACGCGAAAUGUCAACGAUGUCGUGCAUUCUCGUUCUUCCCGUCGUGUAAGAAGGGGGUGGGCCGGGGUUUGUAAGAGACUUAAGCAUUUAAAAUGUAAGCGUUCCCAAUCAAGAUGCUCACAAACUAAAACACAAACCUCGGCAGACUCGUCAACAACGCUGAGGCCUUGACACAUAAAACACAAUCGGCGACGUCUCUUCAUGGCACGGAACUCGGGGCUGUGCCGUGGAGUGAUAUAUUUAUAACUUUGACGCAAUCAGAAAUGUGGUACGGGAUGGACCCCAAAUCCAAGGGGGUGGGCACCCUGCCAAGCCCUUGGGAGGCCCCGCGGUCGUUGCGCCCGCCCGAGGAAGACCGCCGCUUCACCAGCGAGCAGUCGCGCGUGGAGCCCAGCGGCUGCCAUGUGGAUAACCUGGUUCAACGUCUGCCCGGCGUGAUCACAUGCCACUCUGUAGAACUGCCGCCUGCUUCACCAGGCAGUGAAUUUGAUGAUCUCAGCAUGGGUGUCGAAACGGGACUCUCGCACACGUCAUCAUCGCAACUCCAGCGGAGCCACGUGCAGAUCGAGCAAACCAUACGACGACCGGCUGGUAAUGAAAACUCCUUGGAAUAUUGCAGUGAAAUGCCUUCCUUUACUCAAUCACACAUGUUUAACACCUUAAAACAUGAUGGUGAUCAUUUGCCGAUGUAUGGUGUUUCAUCAGGCUUAAAAGAGUGCGAUGAGGCAUAUGAAAAUAACUCGAAGGACUCCUCACUUGCGCAUUCUGUUUUGAGAAACCGCAUUCAUACUAUACUCAUUGAGAAAAAAUGCAUUCUGUGGUCCGAUUUAUCUAUGUUAUAUGAACGGACCUUUGCUGAAGACUUACCAGAAGUUAUACUGGAAUAUUUGAACAAAUGGACUGACAUAUGCCAUGUGAAAAGAUUUGGUUCUGAAAAAUCUGGCAGUUGCAUAGUCAUGCUAUCUGAUGAUGCCAGAAUGCAAUUUGAUGGUAUUAUUAAUCCUGGUCUCAACCCACUUGGGGGAGGAUUCCAAGCGAACUUGGGCAAUGUGGUGAAAUUCACACCUCGUCAAAGCUUGUUGGAAAAAAAGCAUGAAAAUAAGUCGCCGUUGAGUGAUGUUUUGAAACGACAGCUGAGUGACCUGCUGAAGGACCACAGUAAUGGAAUUUGGUUGAAGUGUCUCCCAAAUUUAUUUUUCAAGAAAUAUAAGCAGACAUUUCCUGAGGAGAUAAUGCAGAAAUAUGAAUGCCUUUCAGAGAUUUUUGACUUGGACAUGCCUCUGAAAAACAAUCCAAAAAGUGUGAUUCUUCAUUUUCCAGACACCUCUGAGGUAAUUGUCGCACCUGCUGUUUUGCCGAAGACUGAAUUGACAUUUGGGAAGAUUAGUUGGGUAAGACGCUGCGAAGAAUUUUACAUCCAAUUUGAAACGGACUUUCUGGAAAACGAUUUGAGAAGCAUCAGCAACAUGCUGCUCAAUCAGUUUGCAACUGGUAAAAGGGAGCUCGCCCAAUUCAUCCAAGGAACCUUCUGUUCUUUUGAGAUAUCGAACAGCUGGUAUCGAGGUCAAGUCCAGUCCGUUGACGUGAAAGAACAGACUGCCAUCGUUUUCGCAAUAGAUUACGGUUUUCACACCAGCUGCGGCCGCACACAGGUCUGCAAGUUGCCCCCUUCGUGCGCCCGUCUCCCCGCCCAGUGCGUGCGUUGUUGUCUGCGCCCCGUGGGCGAGCACGGCGCGCAGUGGGCCUCCACGGCCCUCGGGGAGCUCGGCUGCCUGAGCGAGCGGUUGAAGGUCAAAGUGGAAGAAGUAAAAGGAGAAUUUGCCAUCGUGGUGCUUUACAAAGAAAAUGGCACCUGUGUGAAUGAAAAGCUCUCCUCGGCGUGGGUGCAGAUUCCAUCGCUGACCCUGUCUGAAGAAGACGUUGUGUUAGUUUCAUUCGUCACGGCCGAGUCGACUAACGAGGUGAUUGUGAGAUAUUGCAGCGGAAUAUACGCUUGCCAAUUGAAUGAACUUAUUGAAUCGAUGAACCUAUAUUAUGGCUCCAACAAGGGCAGGAUGAUGCCUUGCUUCAGCGUCGAUGAGUUGGUGGCUGUGAAUGCCGAGGAGCGGGGCUGGUUACGGGCAUCUGUUGUAAACGUGUCCGGUGACCACGUCGAGGUUAUGUGCGUUGAUCUGGGCCUCUCGCUAGAAAUAAAGAAGUCUGAUGUUCGUCAGCUGGAAGACACAUUUUGCAGCCAGCAUAUGCUUGCGCUUGUGUGCCAGCUUGCAGGCUUGGAAUACUUUUGCAGGGACAAGGCGGUCCUCAAUUGCCUUUGCUCGAUGGCUCAUGACCACAUCCUGCACUUGAAACUUGUGAAGAAGAUCCCCCAAGCCCUGGUGGUUCUGUUCGACCCUUCUGGGGCGAACAUCAACGCCGCCUGUUUGAGAGCUCUCGAGGACCGGCGACUUGCCCUGCAGCCCGAGGUAAACGUGACUUAUAGAAACGUCUACAUUCAGCACGUGACCAGUGAUGGUUUUUUCUUCUGCCAAAUGAAGACAAAUGUUGUCAAAAAAGUGGACAAAAUCCUUUCAGAGAUUGAAAAGGAGGUGGCAUGCCUGGAGCCCAUGCCCCACCUUUUCAGUGGCAUGCGGUGCCUCGUCCAACACGUGGAGGGGAGGCCGCUGGUGCGUGCGGAGAUUUUGCGUGUUCAAGGUCAACGCAUUGCGGAGGUUUACCUCACCGAUUACGGUAAAAGAGCACUGGUCGAGAGUUCAAGCCUCUUAGAAAUCGGUGCACAACACAUCAAGGACUUGGUGGAGAUCCCUGCACAGGUUGUGAAGUGCAGACUGGCCAGUCCUGGCAUGGAGCAGCACAUCAAAUUGACGGGGCAGGUUCUGCACUGGUUGCGAAGCUGCGUGGCAGAACGACACUGCUGGGGUGUGAAGGUUCUUUCUAUAGACUGCUCUGUCUCAAACAUCUACUUAUUUUUCAACGAUGGAAAACACUGGGAAGAAACCGUGAACUACACCGUCAUCUCCAGAGCGCUUCACACGAGGUUUAAUGUGGAAGCCAGCACACCGGUCGGCUCAAGCGAAACCCCUGAGUCGUUUGAGCAGCGGUGCACCGCUGGCAGGAACGGCAACGAUGCCGCAGCGUCAUCGCCGCCGUACCCCGGGGAGCCGUCGGCUUUUCACAAGUUCAAUUUCGGCGGCACCAAAGUGCCGAGGCCUUUUCAACUGCGGGAAAGCUCCUUGUCCCCCGUGCUGGCUGCACCACCGCAGAAUCAGCAGCAGCAGCAGCAGGAGGUGGUGCCGCCGCUGCACGCGUUGCCGCUCGGUAAGAUGAAGCAAGUUUUCGUCUCCGCCGCCCACCUACCAAGCCAGUUUGUCGUGCAACUCUACCAGGAGAUGCCCUUGCUGGACAGCUUGAUGCACGAAAUGGAGCAGCAUUACCGCAGUAAAUCACCUCUGCCUGCAACCGGCGUCCAGGUCGGCAAGAUUUACGCCUCCAAGUUUGAAGAUGACAGAUUCUACAGAGUUGUGGUGAAGGGUGUGAUGAGUGGAAUGGCCACCGUCUACCAGCUGGACUACGGGGAGUACAGUUUGGUGCUGCUGGACAGACUUCUGCCUCUUCCCUUAACCUUCAGAGCCCUUCCCAUCCAGGGAGUGUGCGCCGAGUUGUUUGGUACUGUCUCCGAGCACGAGUGGUCUGUGGAGGCAGCGACUUUCUUCGUCAAGCAAGUGAAGGGAAAGAGUAUGUGGGCGCUUUUCAUGGCGACCGAUGAGAACCCGAGCAAGCCGUUGGAGAGGAAGGCCUGCGUCGACCUCAUCGACACGUCGCAGGACAACGACGUCUACAUCUCACAGCUCAUGCUGAAUUUUAAGUUGUGAAAAGCACCGUGACACACUGCAGAUUACACAACCGCACGUUCUCAUACAAUGUGGUUCGUUAUCGCCGAUUUUUGUUGCUGUUAAAGUGUAUCGGGUUUAUUUCCUGAUGCGGUUGUUUUCUAUGGCAUUGGUUUAGAAAAAAACAUAUCUAGGAUGUCCUUUCCCAGCAAAAGCAUAGCACUAAUUUUCGAUUUAAAGCUUUCGUGACUGCAGGGAUUCAUCUUCUCUUGGUUCUUUCGGUAAAGUCACGUAGAAGGGAAAUAAUAAAAUAAGCGUCUUUCCGACAGCCCUGUUCUUCACCUGAGGGAUGGCUGCUUGCGUUGUGGCCAAAACGUGAGAAUUAUUUUAUUGGUUUUAUUUUAUUAUUUCCCUUCUACGUGACUUUACCGAAAGAACCAAGAAGACAUAGCACUAAUAUUUGUGAUCUUGCUUAAAUUAACAAGUAGAAAAGGAAGUCUGUGGUUGUAACGCUCUUCAAGAAAAGCAAUGAUUCUUAACAAAAAAUCACACGACAUGUUUUACAUUUACAAGUUACAUGAACACUUUUGCGUUGUCUGGGAUUAUUUGGUGGUGCAGAUUUACAAAUCAUGCCCACGUGCAGCCUAAAUACUGGGAGCAUGAUGAGAGCUUUGAAAUGUCGUGAAGUGAGAGUUUUGGAGGUGUAAACAGCUUUGGAAGACAUUAUUUAAUUAACUUCUCAUUUCCACGCUUUGAGUAAUUCCAUCACGACUGAAUUGCCACUGUCUUGGCAGAUUUCGGGCCAAAAUUGUGAAUCGCAACGCGUCUGUCAGUACAACUGCGUGUCAAAGACGUACGCUGCACUCUUAUUAUUAUUGCCGGCAUCUCCCUCUCGAUCUCAAACUCUUUGCUUGUGGAGUUUUGCCAAUUUGGGGUUUAAAUGUUAUAAUUUGAAUAGAUAAAACACGCAAUUGUAUGCGAAUCUGCGCACCAUACUUCACAAAUAGCCACAAAAAACACCUGGGAUUAAAGCCCACGAGAGUUGCACAGUGGCCAGUUGUAUAACACCUCGAGUUGCACCCCCCCCCCCCCCCGCUUGGUUUAUCACCACAAUGUCGAUCGAGAACGAAGGGAAAAAUUCCCCCGAAGUUAUUCUGCUACCGUCCUCUGGCUAGAUGAAUACUACAUGAAGCUCACCUUGGCAUAUUUGUUAUAAAUUCAACAACUAUUUUUUUUAGAUAUAAAACAUUUGUUUUUUGGUAAUGGCAUAGGGUGCACUUGAAUUGUACAUUGUCCACGGAAGCUGUGCAAAGUAACUGCUCAGCUGCAGUACUGGUGUGGAUGGUGGUGCUGUGACCGUGUUGAAAAGGUUUUGUGUUACUUGUUUUUGAAUUCGUUUGCUUUAAUAGUUUUGAACAGAUUUACAGGGAUGUAGGGUGGCUUUCACGUGUGUGCUGAUUAAAUGCACACCUUUUCCUUUUGCCAA